AUGAACACGCUCACCUUGGUGCAGCUUCGCGGGUUCCUAUCCCAGAUGCGGCACCACGAGGAGGAGCACGCUUCAGUGACGAAGCUCUCUGUCGUGGGGAUUGCCAUGCAGGCUCUGAUGGAUGCAUUUGAUUCCUUCCUCCACCUGAGUGUGGCCGCGCCGGUGCAGGCGCUCAACACCUACAACUUCGCGGUCGUGUCAAUGCUGAAAUUUUCAUUGUUCGCCCUGGUGGAGGUGCGGUAUCUUCUGCUGAUCUGGAGGCAUCAUCACCAGCAUGUCUUUGCAGAAGGUUGGGAGACAGUGCGGCAAGAGCUGUCGCGCGUCUACGCGCAGUUUUACGGCGCAUUGAUUGGAGGACUUGUUUUUAUUUUCGUGGCCUCAGACUACUUGGACAUUGUGGCUCUGGUGAUGCAGGCAUACUGGCUGCCACAAAUAAUCCAUGAUGUGAGGCAUGGGUCUAAGAACUCCUUCACGCGGCGCUUCGUCAUCACCAUCACAGUGACUCGUACAUUGGAGUUCCUCUACCUUUGGGGGUGCCCUGCAGGCAUCUUCAAUGGCGACAUCUACCCACAGCUACCCGGUGCUCAGUCGCUUGAGCUCUGCGCUGCUGCCCUGUGUCUGCAAGCAGCACAGGUGGCAGUGAUGCUCUCGCAGCAGCGGCUAGGGCCCAGGUGGUUUGUACCGUGGAUUUGCCUGCCUGACGUGUACAACUACCGUCGAACGGCACAGGCAGUGGCAGGAUCCGAAUGCGUCAUCUGCAUGCUGGAAAUCACCCCGGAGGAUGGCUUCCACAUCGUCACUACGCCUUGUGACCACCGAUUUCAUGACUCCUGUCUGGAGAGGUGGAUGGAUGUGAAGAUGGAAUGCCCCACUUGCCGGAGAAACCUGCCUCCCAUGUGA
This is a messenger RNA of Symbiodinium pilosum, 900 nucleotides long. Lineage: Eukaryota; Dinophyceae; Suessiales; Symbiodiniaceae. The record is from the annotation of a GenBank genome assembly.